UCUGUUACACAGGUGACAAGAAACAUUCCUCCAGGGCUAGACGAGUACAAUCCUUUCUCUGAUUCAAGAACACCUUCUCCAGGAACUGUGAAAAUGCCUAAUGUUCCCAGUACCCAGCCAGCAAUAAUGAAACCAACAGAAGAACCACCUGCUUAUACACAAAUUGCAAAGGAGCAUGCCUUGGCCCAGGCAGAACUGCUAAAGCGUCAAGAGGAGCUGGAAAGAAAAGCAGCUGAACUCGAUCGCAGAGAAAGGGAAAUGCAGAGUCUCAAUCAGCAAGGGGGUAGAAAACAUAACUGGCCACCUCUUCCUGAGAAUUUUCCAGUAGGACCUUGUUUCUACCAGGACUUUUCUGUAGACAUUCCUGUAGAAUUCCAGAAGACAGUAAAGAUUAUGUACUAUUUGUGGAUGUUCCAUACAGUGACACUGUUUCUUAAUAUCUUUGGAUGUUUGGCCUGGUUUUACGUUGAUGCUACACGAGGGGUUGAUUUUGGAUUGAGUAUACUCUGGUUCUUGCUUUUUACCCCUUUUUCUUUUGUCUGCUGGUACAGACCACUUUAUGGAGCUUUCAGGAGUGACAGUUCGUUCAGGUUUUUUGUGUUCUUCUUUGUAUAUAUCUGUCAGUUUGCUGUACAUGUACUUCAAGCUGCAGGAUUUCAGAGAUGGGGAAACUGUGGGUGGAUUUCAUCUCUUACUGGUCUGAAUAAGAGUAUUCCUGUUGGGAUUAUGAUGAUAAUCAUAGCUGCACUUUUCACAGCAUCUGCUGUUAUCUCAUUAGUUAUGUUUAAAAAGGUGCAUGGCCUCUACCGCACGACUGGCGCUAGUUUUGAGAAAGCGCAGCAGGAGUUUGCGACGGGAGUGAUGUCCAACAAGACUGUGCAAACAGCUGCAGCCAACGCCACGUCAACAGCAGCAACCAGUGCAGCUCAAAAUGCGUUCAAGGGUAACCGAAUUUUAGGGAAACAUGAAAAGUCAUCAUAG
Molecule: messenger RNA, 981 nt
Organism: Mesitornis unicolor (brown roatelo)
Lineage: Eukaryota; Metazoa; Chordata; Aves; Mesitornithiformes; Mesitornithidae
Gene: SCAMP1
Product: secretory carrier membrane protein 1
Exons: 8
Coding region: 94-981 (295 amino acids)
Biological process (GO): protein transport
Cellular component (GO): recycling endosome membrane; trans-Golgi network membrane
Source: RefSeq, a predicted model, not a curated record